ACAUGUGGAAAAAUAAAAACUCCACAUGGAUUCUGAUAAAAUGAAGCGUAAAUAUGAUCAAUUCAAGCCAAAUCCUCAUUCGACUAGUCCAAAAGUUGGAAGAAGUCGUUCCUAUGUUGGAGACCCAAAACUUGUUUCAAGGGUUCACCAGUACCUUAAGGCAAAUCAACAGAAGAAAGUCAUCUCUGUCCCUCAGAUGGCCUCAGAUCUUCAGAGACAGUAUAAUGAGUACGGAAGGAAGAAACAGAAUGCAUUCAAGAAAUUGGUAGAAAAGGCAUAUGAGGUAGCAGUUGAAAAGAUUCAGAAGCCAGUCGGUGAUAGUGCCGUGCGACUUGAAGAUGACUAUUUGGCAAAAAAAAGAAAGACAGAUGAGGAAGGAGGCAGUGACAGUGACUCAGGCAGCCCAAGUUUCUCAUCGGACAAUGAGAAUUAUGUCGCUUUUGAGGAUAAGAAUACAGUGAACAACAUGAUGACUAAUUUAUACAACAAGGCACCGAAAAAACUGCAGCAGCAGGGUUCCCAAUCGCCCAGACCACAAGACCAACAGAAGCCAGUCUCGGCCAGGGAUGAUAGGGGAUCUAGAGGUGCAUGGGCACUAUCUGAGGGUCCAACUCGACCUCUUUUUGUGAUAGACAAAACACCGACGCCUGUUGUAGAUCUAACUGCUGAUGAAAGUGACGAGGUGAAAUCUUUGUCGAGAGGAGAAGCUGACUCGAAUAGCGAUUGUAUGAGUGGCAGAGGAACACUUGGUCAAGAUGAGAGGAGAGGGGACACGAGUAUUAGCCAAGCUGGUUGUGACAGUGGCGUGUCGAAACCUGUGAUUGGUGAAAGUGGUGCUAAUACGACGGUUCCAUCGAGUACGCUAGAGUCAAGGGAAGCUACACCGGAGCCAGCUCAAAAAAAAAAGAAAUCGACCAAAACUCCAAAGAAGAUCAGAAGAAUACGAGAAGAAGAAGAGGAUGGGAAGAAGAAAGGUCCCGAUAUACAGAAAUCUACAGUAACAUUUGCAGACAUUGGUGGAAAUGAAGACACACUAACUGAAAUAUGCAAACUUUUGGUUCAUAUGAAACAUCCUGAGGUCUAUCAGCGAUUAGGUGUGAUCCCACCGCGAGGUUUCCUCCUACAUGGUCCACCAGGAUGUGGUAAAACACUGCUAGCUCAUGCUAUAGCUGGGGAACUUGAACUGCCAUUUAUCAAAAUUGCUGCUACAGAAGUUGUGUCUGGGGUAUCGGGAGAAUCUGAAGAAAAGGUGCGAGAAUUAUUUGAGAAAGCUGCACUGUCUGCUCCGUGUAUAUUGUUUCUCGAUGAGAUAGACGCCAUUACCCCAAAGAGAGAAACGGCCUCCAAAGAUAUGGAGCGGAGGAUAGUGUCACAGCUGCUUUCGUGCAUGGACGAUCUGAGCAGUAAAACAGACUCGCAUGUGUUGGUCAUUGGUGCAACGAACCGUCCAGAUUCCUUAGAUCCUGCCCUGAGAAGGGCUGGGAGGUUCGACAGGGAGAUUUCUCUUGGAAUUCCUGAUGAGUCGGCGAGGAAAAGGAUCCUAGAAGUACUGUGCAGAGACCUCCAGCUUUCUGAUGGGUUUGACUUCUUAUACCUUGCGAGGAAUUCUCCGGGGUUUGUUGGGGCCGAUCUGAGUGCAUUGGCACGUGAUGCUGCUAUGACUGCGGUGAGCAGGGUGUUCAAUGACUUACACCAACAACAAGUUCGACAAGAGGUUGAAAAGCCUGCUGUUGAAGAUGGUGCACAAAUGGAGACGUCUGUGACUGAAGGUCAGGCUGAAGCUGAAGCAGUGGAAAGCACAUCUGAGUCAUUACCCUGUGAGAAGGAAGAGGUGAAGGAGAGCUCUCUUAAAUCAGUGCUCCAUUGGUUGAAGGACCAGCCUCCACUAACUGAUGAGCAGCUGGAGAGCCUGUCUAUCAGCAUGGACGAUUUCCAGGAAGCCCUGAAGCAUGUACAGCCGUCGGCAAAGAGAGAGGGAUUUGCCACCAUUCCUGAUGUGACGUGGGAUGAUAUUGGUGCUCUAAGUGAUGUCAGGGAGGAACUGGAAAUAUCCAUCCUUGCUCCAGUGCGCCAUCCAGAUGAGUUCAAGGCGCUUGGGUUGACCAAUCCCCCAGGUAUACUUCUGGCCGGUCCUCCUGGCUGUGGAAAGACACUUCUAGCAAAGGCUGUGGCGAAUGAGUCGGGAAUCAACUUCAUAUCAGUCAAGGGCCCGGAAUUACUCAACAUGUAUGUUGGUGAAAGUGAGAGAGCGGUGAGACAGGUCUUCCAAAGGGCCAGGAACUCCUCUCCAUGCGUCAUAUUCUUUGACGAGUUGGAUGCACUCUGUCCCAAGAGAUCACAUUCGGGUGAAAGUGGUGCUAGCGUCCGAGUGGUGAACCAGUUGUUGACGGAGAUGGAUGGCCUUGAGGCAAGGAAACAAGUAUUCAUCAUGGGAGCCACCAAUAGACCUGACAUCAUUGAUCCCGCUGUGAUGAGGCCUGGCCGUCUCGAUAAGAUCCUCUAUGUAGGCCUGCCAAAUGCUGUUGAUAGAGUAGCUAUACUCAGAACCAUUACUAAGAAUCGAACGAAGCCUAGCUUGUGCGAUGAUGUUGACCUGGAGCAGAUUGGAAAUGAUGAAAGAUGUCAAGGACUUACUGGUGCAGACUUGGCUGCUUUGGUUCGUGAAGCAUCGGUCACUGCCCUGAAGGAGUUCCUAGGAGGCGAGGCCAAGUCGAUUGGGAAACCGGUGCAAGUCACUAAACAUCACUUUGAUGUUGCCUUCAGUAAAGUCAAGCCGUCAGUCUCAGAAAAGGACCAGUUGAUCUAUAAAAGUAUGAAAGAAAGAAUGUCCAACAGAUGAUCUUCAAAUGAGUAGCUGCUGUCUCAAGUAUCGCGAUUUCAUAUUUUUUGUAUAAAAAAUCU
Molecule: messenger RNA, 2901 nt
Organism: Lineus longissimus
Lineage: Eukaryota; Metazoa; Nemertea; Pilidiophora; Heteronemertea; Lineidae
Product: nuclear valosin-containing protein-like
Exons: 22
Coding region: 26-2839 (937 amino acids)
Biological process (GO): ribosome biogenesis
Cellular component (GO): nucleus
Molecular function (GO): ATP hydrolysis activity; ATP binding; RNA binding
Source: RefSeq, a predicted model, not a curated record